GGCACUCUAAGCUAUUUUGCAGAUAGACGACGAUGAGGAGAUCGGAGUGCCAUCCUUUGUUGAGAGGAACAAGGAGCAACAAGUUCACCCAUGGCUUCUCUGCGGCGGAGAUGGAAUCAAUAACCGCCAUCUGCGACACUGUUCUUCCUUCUCUGCCGUUCGAUUCACAAGGUGAAACGAAUGCUUCUGAUAUCGCUUCUGUCGAGGCGUUUUAUGCAGCAUCCGGUUCGAGAUCUCCGAUUCCGGAUGAGGUUGCAGAGAUGAUAACGAAGAUCGGAUUAAUUGAAAUAGUGAUAUUGAUAAGGAUAGUGAUGUGGCUUCUGGCUACGAGGUUAGGAACAUUGUUGCUUUGUGGAUCGCUUUGUUUCUGCGAGAAAUGGCCUUUUGUUUGCAAUUUCUCGGCUAUGCCAUUGAAGAACAGAGAGGAAGCUUUGAAGAGAUGGUCUAAGAAUAAGAUUUUCACGUUCAUCAGAGUUGCUCUUGCUUCCAUCAGAAUUCUUUCCCUCUACGUCUUCUUUUCUCGGGUUGAUGUAAAUGGCGACAACCCAGCAUGGGAAGCCAUAAAAUACCGGCCGGCCAUUGAUGAAACUCCAUCCAAAUCCUCCGAUGAGAGGCCUCUCCAGAAGGGAAUCAUAGAACCCAACAACAAAACAGAAUCAUCCUUUCAAAACUCCCUUUUAGAGAAAGGUCUCACAGUCAUCGGAGAGGAAUAUCACACCCUUUCCAUCGAAUGCGAUGUGGUGGUUAUUGGAUCCGGAUGCGGCGGCGGCGUUGCGGCUGCCAUUCUCGCAAGUUCCGGUCAGAAAGUGGUGGUUCUCGAGAAAGGUAACUAUUUCACUGCUUCUGAUUAUUCAACUUUCGAAGGCCCUUCUCUCGAUCAACUGUACGAAGCUGGUGGGGUUUUAACUAGUAAUGAUGGGAAAAUGUUCAUUCUGGCUGGUUCUACCGUCGGCGGUGGCUCCGCCGUUAAUUGGUCAGCAAGCAUCAGAACCCCAAAUGCCGUUUUGCAGGAAUGGGUUGAAAGCGACAAGAUUCCAUUCUUUGGAAGCUCUGAAUAUCAAAACGCCAUGGAUGCAGUGUGCAAAAGAAUUGGAGUUUCAGAGGAUUGUGAACAAGAAGGGUUUCAGAAUCAAGUUCUUCGAAAAGGGUGUGAAAAUUUAGGGUUUCAAAUUGAAAAAGUACCAAGAAAUUCCCCAAACACUCAUUACUGUGGAUCCUGUGGCUAUGGCUGUAGAAAGGGUGAGAAACAAGGGACUGAUACAACAUGGCUCGUUGAUGCUGUGAAUCACGGGGCAGUGAUCAUAACAAAUUGCAAAGCUGAGCGAUUGAUAUUGGAAAGAAACAGAGCUGGAAGUAUGAGGAAGAACAAAUGCUUGGGAGUCAUUGCAAAAGUUUGGAGUGAUAACAUCACCAAGAAACUGAAAAUCAGAGCCAAAGCAACCAUCUCAGCUUGUGGAGCUCUCUUGACACCACCAUUGUUGAUAUCAAGUGGGCUGAAGAACAAACACAUUGGGAGAAAUCUUCAUCUCCACCCUGUUUUAAUGACUUGGGGAUACUUCCCAGAUUCAAAUUCAGAGUUCAAGGGAAAAUCCUAUGAAGGUGGAAUAAUCACAUCAGUACACAAAGUUGUCUCUGAAGGAACUAACUCAAGUCCUAAAACCAUCAUUGAAACUCCUCUAUUAGGACCAGGAUCAUUCGCUAUAUUGUUCCCUUGGAUAUCUGGACUUGACAAUAAGAAACGAAUGCUCAAGUAUUCGAGAACUGCCCAUUUCAUAACGAUCGUUCGAGAUUCAGGUUCCGGGGUAGUGCGAUCGGAGGGAAGGGUGAGGUAUAACUUGAGUGAAGAAGACAAGGAAAACCUCAAGACAGGGCUGAGACAGUCAUUGAGGAUUUUGGUAGCUGCUGGAGCUACUGAAGUUGGCACACAUAGGAGUGAUGGACAAAGACUUGAAUGUAAAGGGAUUGGGAAGGAGGAAGUGGAAGAGUUUUUGGAUAUGGUAACUGUAGAAGGAGGGCCGCUAACUAUGACACAAAACUGGAAUAUCUAUACCUCAGCUCAUCAGAUGGGGAGCUGCAAAAUGGGAGUUUCUGAAAACGACGGCGCGGUCGACGAAAAUGGAGAGAGCUGGGAAGCUGAAGGGCUCUUUGUUUGUGAUGCUAGUGUUCUUCCUACUGCUGUUGGUGUUAAUCCCAUGAUUACUAUCCAAUCCACUGCUUACUGUAUCUCAAACAGAUUGGCAGCCUUGUUAAGAAAGACUCACAAUUGACAGGUAGUAGACGCCUUUGUUCUUCAAGAUGAGUUCGUCCCGGAGCCACGGGUUUCGAGAUUUCGGAUUGAGGAUUC
Cucurbita pepo subsp. pepo (vegetable marrow) is the source of this 2344-nucleotide messenger RNA. Lineage: Eukaryota; Viridiplantae; Streptophyta; Magnoliopsida; Cucurbitales; Cucurbitaceae. The record is from RefSeq and is a predicted model, not a curated record.